AUGGCGUCCCAAUCACCUACAGGUAUGUAUUUAACUAUAGAUGUUCAUUACAGUGGAGUAUUUGCCCGAAAUCCGUUGAAAUACUUAGACCUCGAAAAGAUAACAGUGCGUGAUGUCGAUUUUGGAGGGUUUUCCUACAAAGAGUUUCUUUUGUGGCUUAGGAAUUUAACAAAUGGACGUUGUGAUAAUGUGUACUACUGUAGUAGAAAGGAAACCUUAGGUGAGGGUAUUAUAAGAAUCGACAAUGAUGCUGAUUAUUGGGAGUUUGUUGAAGCUACUUAUACUCCUGAAGCUGAGUUGGAUGUCUACAUUGACCAACAAAAUGAUCCAAUCCUUGAUUGGGCUGAAAAUGAGGUGUUAUCAGAUGGUAAUGGGUAUGAUAGUGAAGAAGAGGAUGAGAAUGUAGAAGAGGAUGAUAGUGAAGAAGAUGAUAACUUGGAUGGUAUUAUGGCAUAUGAGCAUGAAGAGGAUGAAGAAGUCCAUACCUUUAACAAAACUGUUGGUGACGAUUUUUUAAACAAACUUUCAGGUAAGCUUAGUGAUGAUGAUGAACCUAAUGAUGGAAAAGAUGAGAAGGUUGUAUUCCCUGUCCAUGAUGAGAACCAAGCAUGGGAUAAGAUGAUGCCAAUUCUAGGUGUUUGCAGAGGUCAGUUGCUUGCUGCAGUAGGCAGGGAUGCAAACAACCAUAUCUACCCUCUUGCUUGGGCUGUGGUUGCAGUUGAGAGUAAGGAAACAUGGAAGUGGUUUGUUGACCUUCUCCUUGAUGACAUUGGAAUGGGAAAUGGACAUGGGUUGACAUUAAUAUCAGACCAGCAUAAAGUAAUGAUUUUAUAUGGGUCAACAGUUCAGUACACUUUUUGGAGAGCUGCUGCUUCUACUACCCAGGCUAAAUUUGAGCAACACAUGAAUGAAAUCAAGAAGAUAGAACCACUAGCAUAUGAUCAUCUAAUGGAGAAGGACCCUAAAACUUGGAGUAAAGCAUUCUUUCAAACUGAUAGGGCAUGUGAUGCAUAUGAAAAUGGUGUUUCUGAGAGUUUUAACUCAAUCAUUGCAGCUGCCAGGAAGAGACCUCUAAUCACUAUGUUAGAGGAAAUUAGAAUUUAUGUGAUGGAGAGACUGUGUAUACAAAAAAGUAAGGGAAGUUCUUGGGGAGACUUAAACAUAUGUCCUACCAUCAGACUGAAAUUGUCCAAGAUUCAGACACUUCAAAGAUUUUGGAGAGUUGUACCAUCUGGUUAUCAACAAUUUGAAGUGAGACUUUUACAAGAUGCAUAUGCUGUAGACCUUGGUAAGAAAACAUGUGGAUGUAGAGGGUGGCAAUUAACUGGUUACCCUUGUGUACAUGCAUAUGCUGCAAUUUCAAACCUCAAUAGGGAUCCAGAGGACUAUGUAUCACCAUGGUUGACCACAAGAAUGUUUUGUAAUGCCUACUUGUACACCAUUAAGCCACUAAAUGGUAGUGAUAUGUGGCCUGAUGUGGAUUACAUCAAGCCAUUGCCUCCCAAAAUGAGAAGAAUGCCAGGAAGACCAUCAACAAAAAGGAAAAGGGAUCAGAUUGAGAAUGAACUAAAGGGCAAUAAGCAUACAGUCUCAAAAAGGGGAAUUGUUAUGAGAUGCAGCAUAUGCAGAGAAUCAGGGCAUAAUAAAGCAAAAUGUCCUCAAAAACCAAUUGGGGAAUCCUCAAAUCCAAAGUCAAAGUUAAAAAAUAAAAAAGCCAACAAAAAAGGUAAAGUGAAGGUUGAAUUGCAUCAAGAAGUUGAUUUGGAAAGUGAUAGUGAUAGUAAAGUUCAAAGGGAGCCUGAUAGUGAGGUGGAGUCUUAUGAAGUUGAUUUGGAAAGUGAUAGUGACAGUGAAGUUCAAAGGGAGCCUGAUAGUGAGGUGGAGUCUUAUGAAGUUGAUUAUGAAGAGGGUAAUCAUACAUAUGAAGAUGUAGACCAACUUGAGGUUGAAGCUGAAGAACAGGUUGAAGUUGGAGGGGUUGAAGAACAGGUUGAACUUGAAGAACAUGUUGAAGCACUUGUUGAAGUUGAAGUUGAAGAAGGUGAAUACCAGGCUGGAGAUGUAGAUCAAGUUGAACAGGUUGAAGUUGAAGUAAUUCAAGAUCCAGUUGGACAAGAUGACCAAGGACAGGCUGCAGUCCAAGAUCCAGUGGAAGAGGAGCAUAUGAUGGAAGUACCAGCAUUUCAGGUUCUACAGGGAAAGAGAAGAAGGAAACCUUCAGAAAGAAUCACAAAAAUCCAAAUAAGAAAGAAGUGGGAGGGAAAAGAGGGGAGUAGUUGUGAUAAACCAAUGGAAUUGGAUUAG
Molecule: messenger RNA, 2304 nt
Organism: Lactuca saligna
Lineage: Eukaryota; Viridiplantae; Streptophyta; Magnoliopsida; Asterales; Asteraceae
Source: the annotation of a GenBank genome assembly